Triticum aestivum (bread wheat) is the source of this 2794-nucleotide messenger RNA. RefSeq names its product osmotin-like protein. The record is from RefSeq and is a predicted model, not a curated record. Lineage: Eukaryota; Viridiplantae; Streptophyta; Magnoliopsida; Poales; Poaceae. The coding region runs from base 1856 to 2554 and encodes 232 amino acids. The transcript is spliced from 2 exons.
UUGCAAACCUCCCCGCGAGCCGUCCGAUCAAGUUUGAUCAUGCGGCGCUGGCGUCUCUCUCUCGCAUCAUGGACACAGUCUCGUUGGUUCGACCACGCCGCAACCACGCGGUGUCUCACGAACAAGAAAGCAGAGACGUCAGAUCUAGCAGCAGCUGAUGCGAGAGGCGACGCGUCGGCGAGCAUCUGGAGCAGCAAAGCCAUGGCGACGACAGAGAAGUGGAGGCGUGGUGACGACAGAGCAUCGACCGACGCUCUGCCGCACAGAGCCUCAGCAAUGUGAUGAUGAAGAUUCUACUGAUGGAUGAUUAUCAACAUAGUUUUCAACAAGCCGCUUCUAUACAAUUGCUCAGAAAAAUCAAGGGCGGUCUUAAGUGACUGCUGCUAGCCAGGGCUGCGUCAGGCGACCGUUGCGGCGGGCAUCGACCAUCCUGCGAGGGGCCGUGGAUUGGCUGUUGUGAACCGGCCGCGGACGUUGCGACUGGUGCUGCGAAGGGGACACGCGGUGGGCCAGAUUAUUGCUGGUUGCUAUGACACUGAGUGGUGAGCGGCUGGGCCAGAGACUUGAAGCAUCGCCUAGCCGUCGGAGCAUCAGCGGUGCAGCAAAUGGAGCAUUACCAGUGCUGCGAUGGAGCUUUCGAUAGGUCACCGGAGCAUCGUCGGGCCGCCAAAACAUUAUCAGUGCUGCAGUGGAGCUUCUCGGGUUGUCAGAGCAUCUCCGGUGCUGCGACGGAGCAUCGUCGAGCCACCGAAACAUCAUCGGUGCUGCAGUGGAGCUUCUCGGGUUGUCAGAGCAUUGCCGGUGCUGCGACGGAGCAUCAUUGAGCUGCUGAAACAUCAUCGGUGCUGUUGUGGAGCUUUCUCGGGUUGUCAGAUCAUUGCCGGUGCUGCGACGGAGCAUCGUCGAGCUGCUGAAACAUCAUCGGUGCUGCGGUGGAGCUUAUCGGGUUGUCAGAGCAUUGCCGGUGCUGCGACGGAGCAUCGUCGAGCUGCUGAAACAUCAUAAGUGCUGCGGUGGAGCUUAUCGGGUCGCCGGAGCAUCGCCGGUGUUGCGACGGAGCAUCGUCAGGCCGUCGAAACAUCAUCGGUGCUGCAGUGGAGCUUCUUGGGUCAUCGGAGCAACGCCAGGCCCCGAAACAUAAUCGGUGCUCCAGUGGAGCUUCGCGGGCCAUUGGAGCAUUGCCAGAGCAUCGCCGGUGCUGCGACGGAGCAUCGUCAGGCCGACGAAACAUCAUCGGUGCCGCACUGGAGCUUCUCUGGUCGUCGGAGUAUCGCUAGGCCGCCGAAACAUCAUCGGUGCUCUAGUGGAGCUUGUCAGCCGACGGACGGAGCAUUGCCGGAGCAUCAUCCGUGCUGCGCUGGAGCAUUGCCAGGUCAUCGAAGCAUUGCCGAAGCACCGCUGACGCUAUGGAGGAGCAUCGCCUGAGCUGCCGGGGCAUCACCAGUUCCUUAAGGAAUUACGCCCGUGGUGUUGGGACAGCAGUGAUGUUGUGUUGGUGGCUGGAAACGCUGCAAAGAGACAUGGGGGUACGGUGUGGAUGGAAAUGAUAGUAUGAUACUAUCAGGGAAUCAAACGGCCCAAAUCAAAUUCUAUUUACGCAAAUCAACGGCUGGCCAGGCGGCUGAUCUUCUGCUGACGCCUAGCAGCCGCCUUUGAAAUUACCGGUGGGUGGACUCACUUUGCUUUCUCAUUUGGGUUUGGGAACAGUAGGCAUCAAAGCUAAGUAACGCUGACCAACUUCAGCACUCACGACGAGACGGAGACGACGUCGCCUAUAUAAGCAAGCUAGCCUGCCCGCUCCGUUGAACGUCGAAGCAACACCCUGCGAAGCCAAGAAACAAGUAGCGCAGAGACUAUGGCUGGCAUGGUAGAGCGCCUCGUGAUCGGCACCCUGCUGGCCGCCACCUUCCUGGCGGCACCGGCGGCAGGCACCACACUGACCCUGCACAACCUGUGCCCGUACCCCGUGUGGCCGCUGGUGACCCCGAACACGGGCUUCCCCUCCAUCUGCGGCAACGACAUCCGCCUCGAGGGCAACGGCCACGGGCUCGUCUCCUUCCCCUUCCCGCCGACCUUCUGGUCCGGGCAGCUGGUGGCGCGCACCGGCUGCGCGUCGCCGUCGCCGUCGCGGUGCGAGACGGGGAGCGCGCGGCCCGCGGGCGUGGUGCAGCUGACCGUGCACUCGGCCGAGGGCGCGCCGCGGCCGGACCUGGCGGUGUACAGCGUGAGCCUGGUGGGCGGGUUCAACGUGCCGGUGGUGGUGAGCCCGCAGGCCAUCGGCGGCGACGGGCCCUGCCCGGCCCUGGGGUGCGCGGCGGACCUGAACGCCGGGUGCCCGCCGGCGCAGCGCGUGGUGGGCGCGGGCGGCCGCGCGGUCGCGUGCUAUGGGCUACCUGGCUACUUCAAGCAGCGGUGCCCGCUGACGCGGACGACGCCGGUCGACAGGGAGCCCGUGGAGCAGCACUGCUACGCGCCCGGCGAGCUCAAGGUCGUCUUCUGCCAGCCCGCAAUGGUCGACGCCGCACAGCCGGAUGUCGUCGUCGCCGAGAACUAGGUGGCUGGCCCUUAGCGAGUGAUGUUGAUACACGUACAAGGUGUAGUGAAAAUAAGAGUGGCACGUAUCAUGUGUGCCGCCCGGCCGUGACUCUGUGUCACGUAACAGUCACGUAAAGACCCGUAGGUCUUGGAUUAUCGCUCCAUAUAUUAUGUGAAUCUUAACGGAAUCGUCAACAAUCCGUUCCCGUACAUCCGUUCUUACGCGUGCAUUUUUGUGGACAAGUAGCGCGCUCUACCA